AUGCGUGUUUCUCGCGCACCUCUCCAGAAAGCACACGCUGUCAAGAAGGCCACUGCUCGCACUAUAGCACAAACCACAAAACAUACAACAUUUGCCCUGAAAAACAAGAAUAUAAUCACUGAUACUGUCCGCGACACAAUCUGCGAGCUCGUAGCAACACACGACGUACCAGUAUCGAGUGUUCGAGGUGUCUUUGGUGUCAUCGCAGAUUGCCUCGGUAUUGCUGUUGAAGGAGAUGUUAGUACUCGCAGCAUUGGCCGUGUGCUGCAGGAGGCAGACGUUGCAGCAAAUGUGCAGAUGGUAGAUGAAAUGAUGGAAGUAGAUGGCGUUACGUUGAGUGGUGAUGGCACGAGUCACAAAAACGUCAACUACCAAUCACACCACAUCACGUAUACCUCCCAUGAUGGCAAGGGAGUCACGCGCUUUGCGGGAAUCCAGCAUGAAGUCAAUCAUACCAGCGAAACGCAGCUGCAAGGCUGGAAGGAUGUGCUACAUGAGAUGUGUGACACGUACAAUACAUGCAUGGCUGGCGAGAAAGCUGUAGCGGACCCGAGGGAGGUUGUCAGCAAGGUGAAGGGAAUGUUGACGGAUCAUGCAGAGGAC
Messenger RNA from Suillus clintonianus, 603 nucleotides. RefSeq lists its product as uncharacterized. The annotation marks the transcript as partial. The record is from RefSeq and is a predicted model, not a curated record. Lineage: Eukaryota; Fungi; Basidiomycota; Agaricomycetes; Boletales; Suillaceae. The transcript is spliced from 2 exons.